AUGUCAAGCUUCACUACUUCACGUAUUUCUUUUGUUCUACUGUUUCUGCUAUUAGCAACAGCAUUUGACAGAAGCGUGGAUGGUACAAACUCGGUGGUCCGUUGCAAUGAAAAUGAUAAAAGGCUGCUCUCGAUCUUCAAACAAGGAGUGGUAGAUGCCAAAAACCAACUCUCCUCUUGGGCUGUUGAAGAUGAUUGCUGUUCAUGGGUGGGAGUUCACUGUGACAACAUCACAGGCAGAGUUACAGAGCUUGAUCUUUUCAAUCAUGCAUUAGGAGGUGAGAUAAGCCUAUGUCUGCUUCGAGUUGAAUUCCUCAACUACUUGAAUUUGAGCCGGAAUAAUUUUGAAACUGUGAGAGUGUCACCAUGCCAGAUCUCCAAAUCUCUUGUUGAUGGACACAAAUUUGACAACCACUCACUUGCUACUCCUUCUAAUCAAUCAGAAAAUUUUUCUGUUUCUCUACGCUUUCUUGACUUUUCUGACAAUUUUAAGUUAGUCAUAAGUGAUCUUCAUUGGCUUUCUCAACUUACUUCCCUAAAAUAUCUUGACCUCAGCGGCAAUGAUAUAGGAAAUGAAACCAAAUGGCUCCAUUAUAUGGCCAUGCUUCCUUCGCUCUCUGAGUUACACUUGAGAUUUUGUCAAUUGAGCAAUUUUCCAUCCCUUGAUUAUGCCAAUUUUACAUCACUUGAAGUUCUUGAUCUCUCUUUAAAUGACCAUCUCAGUGCAAAAUUACCUGAUCCGUUCUUUAAUAUCACCAAUGAUAUCUCUAAUCUUGACCUUAACGCCUGCAAUUUCUAUGGGCAAAUACCGGAAGCCUUGUUCAAGCUUCGAAAACUGAAAAGCUUGAGGUUGAAAUUCAAUAAUCUCGAAGGAUCAAUUCCUGAAUGGUUAGGUCAACUUGAACAUUUGCAGGAAUUUGAUAUCUCCAGUAAUUUGUUCUCUGGUUCAAUUCCAUCUUCUCUUGGAAAUCUUUCUGAUUUAACUAUCUUAGGAUUGUCUUACAAUCAAUUGAGUGGCAAUCUUCCAAUAAGCCUUGGGCAACUCCAAAACCUAAAUAUAUUAUCCAUUGGUGGCAAUUUCUUCAUCGGUGUUCUUUCAGAAAAGAAUUUUGCCAAUCUCUCAAAAUUAUCUUAUCUAUACUCUAGUUCAAAUGGUUUCAAAUAUUUCUUUGAUCCUAAUUGGGCCCCACCAUUUCAACUUGAUUUUUUGAAUUUGGGUAACACAAGUUUAGGCCCUAAUGUUCCAACAUGGAUAUAUACACAGCGGUCUCUAAAAUCACUACAAAUGUAUGAAUCAAGGGCGAUUUCUUGCAAGGGUAGAUAUGGUCGACCUAUCAUACAACUUGAUUGA
Messenger RNA from Prosopis cineraria, 1350 nucleotides. Its product is annotated as receptor-like protein EIX1. NCBI's taxonomy places the organism in Eukaryota, Viridiplantae, Streptophyta, Magnoliopsida, Fabales, Fabaceae. The coding region runs from base 1 to 1350 and encodes 449 amino acids. The record is from RefSeq and is a predicted model, not a curated record. The transcript has a single exon. Gene Ontology annotation, molecular function: protein binding.